Messenger RNA from Hevea brasiliensis (rubber tree), 1951 nucleotides. RefSeq lists its product as uncharacterized. Gene Ontology annotation, molecular function: ribosome binding; transmembrane protein transporter activity; signal sequence receptor activity. Gene Ontology annotation, cellular component: membrane; Sec61 translocon complex. Gene Ontology annotation, biological process: SRP-dependent cotranslational protein targeting to membrane, translocation; post-translational protein targeting to membrane, translocation. The record is from RefSeq and is a predicted model, not a curated record. NCBI's taxonomy places the organism in Eukaryota, Viridiplantae, Streptophyta, Magnoliopsida, Malpighiales, Euphorbiaceae. The transcript has 7 exons. Bases 182 to 1612 code for a protein of 476 amino acids.
CGAUAUUUUUGUCCACGUCACUUCCUUCUCAAAACGUGUCCCUUAUUGGUUUGACUUCGUUUGCACUACAAAUGCCCUAAUCGGGAAACGUCGAUCUGUGCACACAUUUUUUUUACCUCCUUUUGUUUCUCUGCGUUUUCGAUUCUCUACGGUUGAAUUUGUUUAGGUACGUAUUAAUAAGAUGGGAGGUGGAUUUAGAGUUCUUCAUCUUGUGAGACCAUUUCUCUCAUUUCUUCCCGAAGUUCAGAGUGCUGACAGGAAAGUUCCCUUUCGUGAGAAGGUCAUAUACACUGUGAUCUCCCUUUUCAUUUUUUUGGUAUGUAGUCAACUUCCAUUGUAUGGCAUUCAUUCCACAACUGGUGCGGAUCCUUUCUAUUGGAUGCGUGUUAUUCUUGCUUCAAACCGUGGGACUGUUAUGGAGCUUGGUAUCACUCCAAUUGUAACAUCUGGUUUAGUGAUGCAACUUCUUGCUGGGUCAAAGAUCAUUGAAGUGGACAACAAUGUACGUGAAGACCGUGCUCUCUUAAAUGGUGCUCAAAAAUUGUUGGGCAUUCUGAUAGCUGUUGGUGAAGCAGUGGCUUAUGUUCUCUCGGGGAUGUAUGGUAGUGUUAGCCAACUUGGAGUGGGAAAUGCUAUUUUAAUUAUCAUUCAGCUUUGCUUUGCUGGGAUUAUUGUGAUUUGUUUGGAUGAACUUCUCCAGAAAGGAUAUGGCCUGGGCUCUGGAAUCUCACUUUUCAUAGCAACCAAUAUCUGUGAAAACAUCAUCUGGAAAGCAUUUAGUCCAACCACCAUCAACAGUGGCAGAGGCGCUGAAUUUGAAGGUGCUGUUAUUGCUUUAUUCCAUCUGCUGAUUACUCGUACAGACAAGGUCCGUGCCCUUCGCGAAGCAUUUUACCGGCAGAAUCUUCCAAAUGUGACGAAUCUUCUUGCAACAGUGUUGAUCUUCCUAAUUGUUAUAUACUUUCAAGGGUUCCGUGUGGUUUUGCCUGUGAGGUCAAAGAAUGCUCGUGGUCAGCAGGGUUCAUAUCCAAUCAAGCUGUUCUAUACCUCUAACAUGCCUAUUAUUUUGCAAUCUGCUCUUGUGUCUAACCUCUACUUUAUCUCUCAGUUGUUGUACAGGAGGUACAGUAACAAUUUCCUCGUGAAUCUUUUGGGUACGUGGAAGGAAUCUGAAUAUUCAAAUGGUCAGUCAGUCCCUGUUGGUGGCAUUGCAUAUUACAUCACUGCACCAUCAAGCCUUGCUGAUAUGGCAGCAAAUCCUUUCCAUGCACUUUUCUAUCUUGUGUUUAUGUUGUCAGCUUGUGCACUCUUCUCAAAAACAUGGAUUGAAGUUUCUGGGUCAUCUGCUAAAGAUGUAGCCAAGCAGCUGAAGGAACAACAAAUGGUUAUGCCUGGUCACCGGGAGUCCAACUUACAGAAAGAGUUAAACCGCUACAUACCCACAGCUGCAGCUUUUGGAGGGAUCUGCAUUGGUGCAUUGACAGUGUUGGCAGAUUUCAUGGGUGCGAUUGGUUCAGGGACAGGGAUUCUUCUGGCUGUCACAAUCAUUUAUCAGUACUUUGAAACCUUUGAGAAGGAGAGAGCCAGUGAACUUGGCUUCUUUGGUUUCUAAGAUUCCAUCUUGUUCAGAGUGAUGGAUGGUGGUGAGCUCCCCGGCAAUUUUGGUGAGCUGAGAGAUGUAUGUAGGUACUUCUGACACUAAAGGCUCAAGUUAGAUUUUAGCAUAAUUCAUUAGAAGUUGAAGUACAGAUACGCAUCAUCUAAAGCUUAAUAUUUGUUUUUACAUCCUCUUCCCUUUCUCUUGUACACCCAUGGAUUUUUGGAUCUUUAGUUUCCUGAGUUAAGAACUUUUGAAGAUUGAUUAGUUGAGACUUCUGGGUCCUACUGACCUAUGAUGAAGCUUCCUCGAGUUAUUUUAUUAAAACAAUGAAGUAUUAUCAUUAUUAUUUAA